Messenger RNA from Chelonoidis abingdonii (Abingdon island giant tortoise), 1702 nucleotides. The record is from RefSeq and is a predicted model, not a curated record. Lineage: Eukaryota; Metazoa; Chordata; Testudines; Testudinidae.
AUGGCCCGGCCUCGCUCGGCCCGGAACCGAGCGUGGGGCCCCGACCCACCGCUGGGGGAGCAGCUGGCGGCCGCGGGGGCGCAGUUCGGCUGGAGGAACCUGAGCUGCUCCGCCUGCCGCGUCCUUUUCUCCGCCAUCGACCUGGGCGUGCAGAUGCAGACGAGCGAGGCGCACAUCGAGCGCCUGGCGGUGAGCGUGUGCACGGAGCUGCGGCUGGCGCGGCGGGAGAUCUGCCAGGACGCCGUCCGGCUCUUUGAGAAGGACAUGGUGUCGGCCUGGGUACGGUCGGUUCUGCGCCCUGCCGAGAUCUGCGGGCUGCUGGUGGGCGCCCGCUGUGGGCACUGGGACAUCCUCUCCGACUGGAACGUGACGCUGCCUGGCACACCCAAGCCCCCGCUUGUGCCACCCGCGCCCCCCCCACCUGGUGCCCCCAGUGCCCGCCUGCUCUUCCUCACCGACCUGCACUGGGACCAGGCCUACGCGCCGGGCAGUGACCCGGCCUGCAAGGACCCACUGUGCUGCCGGGGGGGGCGGGCGCAGGGCCCCCCCCACGCAGGCGCCGGCUACUGGGGCGAGUACAGCAAGUGCGACCUGCCACUGCACACCAUCAGGAACCUGCUGCAGCACCUGGCACGCGGCCCCCCCUUCCAGCUGGCCUACUGGACGGGCGACCUGCCUGCCCAUGACGUGUGGCAGCAGAGCCGCGCCGACCAGCUCCGGGCCCUGCGCACCCUCAGCACCCUGCUGCGCAAGUACCUGGCGCCCCUGCCCGUCUACCCGGCCGUGGGCAACCACGAGGCCACGCCGGUCAACGGCUUCCCCCCGCCCUACGUCCAUGGCAACCAGUCCUCAGCCUGGCUCUACGGUGCCAUGGCUGAGGCCUGGGAGGGCUGGCUGCCCCCCGAGGCGCUGGAGACUCUCAGGUGUCCUGGGGGUUGGGUGGGGGUCCCUGUCUGCCGUUCCUGCUCACGCUCACUGCCGCCCCAGGUGCACAUCAUCGGGCACAUCCCCCCCGCCCACUGUCUGAGGAGCUGGAGCUGGAACUAUUACCGCAUCGUUAACAGGUUCGAGGGCACCAUCGCCGCGCAGUUCUUUGGGCACACGCACGUGGAUGAGUUUGAGAUGUUCUACGACGAGGAGACGCUCUCGCGCCCCGUCUCCGUGGCCUUCGUGGCCCCCAGCGUCACCACCUACAUCAACCUGAACCCCGGCUACCGUGUCUACCAGCUGGACGGCGACUACCCUGGCAGCUCCCACAUGGUCCUGGAUCACGAGACCUUCAUCCUGAACCUGACGGAGGCCAACGCGCCGGGGGCCGAGCCACGCUGGCAGCGGCUGUACCGGGCCCGCCAGGCCUAUGGGCUGCCCAGCGUCUUCCCGGCCGACUGGGACGGGCUCCUGCGGCGCUUCCAGGCCGACGAGCGGCUCUUCCAGCAAUUCUGGUUCUUCUUCCACAAGGGCCACCCGCCCCGGGAGCCCUGCCGUGAGGCCUGCAAGGCAGCUCUGCUCUGCGCCCUCCGCUCCGGCCGCUCCGCCGACCCCAGCCUCUGCCGCACCCUGCGCCCCCGUCUGCCCUUCGCCCACGUCCAGGCCCUGUGGCGCCAGCGGCGGCUGUGCUGAGCCAGGCCAGGAUGGCAAAUGCUGCUGGAAAUGAACAAAAAGAACGCUGGGAACACGAUCACUUCUUUGCAUUUCUCAGAUC